CCCCUCCCAAAAGCCCUAAGGAGCUCGCGUUAGUUACUCGCGACUGGAGCCCAGGGGUCGCGUCUGAGAUGGCGGCGGGCAAGUGGGAUCCGUCCUGUGACUGACUAACUUUCUGGAAGAGUGAAGCACAUUAUAGGCUGAUUAGAGGCUCAGUAAACACUGGUACCUAUUCUGCCCUUGGUUCUAGUGGCCAAAGCAGAAGCAGUGAGGUCACUUAAAUACAGAGACCAACGGCAUCAUGGAAGACAGCUCUCCACAUUCCUCUGGGCUUGGUGUAUAUCCUAAUCAUAAAGUGACUCUUGUUAAUGAUACAAUCCACAGGACUAAAAGGCCCUUAGACUUGCUGGAGGAGGAUCAGCCCCUGCAAUCAGCUGCUAAGAAACAGUGCCACUUGAGUAAUUAUUGUAGCACUCCAUGUCCAUCAAAGAAACUACCACUAUGCUCCCCAGAUUCUGCCUGCUUCCCUGGCUGUCUGGAUGAUACUGAGCUGGAGAACAUCGUCAUCAGAGUUUGUCUUCCAGAAGACAGUGCGGUAGUCCUUUCUGUGGAUACAACUAGAUGUUUUGAUGAUAGUGAGCCAGAUGACUCUUUGCUGGAACCCUCAGAUGAUGAGCAAGGGAACUCUCCCUUCAAUUAUACCGAGGAAGAGUGUAGGGAAAUGUUAGCAGAUGAUUGCUUAGGAGAUGACCAGAACUCCACUGGAGAGAGUGCUUUAGUGACUCUAGAUGUAUGGGGGCAAAGUGAGAAGGAAGUGAGUAGCAAUUGUAGUUGGGCAUCAGUCCCCCCUGAAGGCACAGAGACGACAUUCAGGACCAUAGAUGAGUUAGUAAGUAACGAGUCUCUAUCUCAGACUGGCUCUUCAGUUAAUACCGGACAUUUUCGAAUUCUUGAGAAUGAAACAGCUAAUUCUGAGGGUGAAGGAUGCUUGAACGUGGACUGCUUGAAAUCAGAUCAAGUCGUUUGUACGCUAUUUGACUGUGAUCUUCAGGGGCCUCUAAGUCUUUCCCCAACUGAUGCAGAUUCAGUAGAUCAGCCGAAAGGCGAUGAUGGCUUGGAGAAAACUGGCGAAAAAGCUUCACAAGUAAUAAGAGAUGACCAUCUACAAAAUGCAAGCAAACAAAGUAUAGAGUAUGAGGAAAUCAGUUCUAAUAGCUUGGUUGUUGAAGAGUCCCUUGAGUCCCUGGUUUCUAAAGAGCAGCACAGGGGGGGUAUGGAUAAUGUGGAAAAGCUGCCAUCAGAAAUCAAAGAAUCCUCUUCCUUCUGUGAUGCGCACACAAAAUUUUCCACAUACUCUCCUGAUCCUGCCUAUAGUCAAAGUAAGGACAAAGUGGAGAAUACAGCACCUGUACUGCUACUGCAUCCAAAAACCUCUAAUGUCGUCUUAAAUCAGGACCCUUCCAAAGGAACAGACAAUGGAUUAUCAGGGACCUUUGGCUCCCAAAAGGAAGAUUUGAGCCAGGAAUCCAUGUCUGUUGAAGAAUCACCAGAGAAUCUUAAAUCAAACUCUGCAGUCUUAGACCAGAACUGUGGGGAAGACACUACCUGUGGGAAGAAGCUAGGCAAAGUCAUUCCUGUGCCACAGGUGGAAGAAAGACCAAAACAACGGAUAUGCAUUUCCGAAGCAGAACUUGAGCAAAAGAAGUGUAUUUAUAUCCAAUGUGUGCGUGCCCAUGUAAAGAAUUCCAUGGAUCCUACACCAGGACUCUUAGGCUGUGCACCUCUCAGAUCAGUCAUACAAAAGCUAUUGCUGACAGAGGUUAAAGAAGAAUCUCCACGUAAAGAGCAAACAUGAAUAGUAGAUGAAGAGCUACCCCUGAAGGAAUUGUGGGUGGAAUUGAGAAACUCCAGAGGUUAAAUAUGGCCCUUGCGGCUUACAAAGAUGGCCUCAAACUGUGUUCGUUCGUCAGGCUUUUCAUGGGUGUGGUAACUGGCCCUUCUUGAGAGUUUCAAGAAACUGACAGUUGUGUCGCUGCUCACAUGGAGCCGCCACUUCUCUGGGCAGUGCAAACAGCCGCAGAGCCAUGGGGCUGCUUUCCAGUCUAUGAAUAUCGCAUACAUAAUGCAGAGGGGACUCUGCGAGGAAAACUAAUUAUGAGCCGUUUUCUCCUCCUUUCAAAUUAAAAAUGCAAGGUGUAUCUCUGAGUCGUAGCAAGUCAGGAAGGAGCCUGAUGAACAAGGCUGGCAGGAUCUUCCAUUUCACUGAGGAAGAAUGUUAUGUGUGAUGCACCUAAUCUUUUUGCUUCUUAGUGGAAAUGUUCCAAAUAACUUUAGGCUUGGAAUGUAGCUUGACAGGUGGGAGGGUUUUUCCAGUUGAGUCACAUAAGAUCCUUUCUCCAUACACACACAAACCCAGUGAGAAUUUGUAAUCAAACCCUGUCAAGGAGCCACAGCACAUGUAUUGUAGCUGUGAGUAAUUCCUCCUGGAAUCUAGGCCAGAAAGCUCACCAGAUCUGUGCCUUUUGCUGGGAAGGGGUAACCAACCAGGUGACUGAAAGUAAUACCUUGUUAUGCCACCACAUUUAGUCUUUUUUUGUAUUGUAGGCUGUCACUUGUACUUUGGUAUUUAACUUAAUUGUUCACGCUCUUCAGCAUAAUCUCCCCCACACUUCUUUGUUGUAGCACAUCUCUUGUCCAUCAUUUGUAUGUUGCGUGUUUCAAUUGUAAGCUAGUCUGGGGCAGGGACUUGUCUUUUUACCUGUCUGUAUAGCACCCAGCACAAUAUUAUACAAAUAAAACUUUUCUGUGCUCAUGUUGGUGGCUUUUGUGGGCUAAACCACUUAAAGGUAACAGCUGCACUAACUGCCAACCAUUUAGUCUUAUGGAUAUUGGAUAGUUUGGAAGGAGUCCAUUUUCUGAGCUAACUUUUCCCUGUUUGGCAAAGUGAACUGACCCUGUGCAGAAUAAACCUGUGGCUUUGGGUCUAUGGAUAUCCUCCAGGAACUAGGGAAUAGAAUAUUUCCAAUGAAAUAGAUUUGUUUGCAGCUUUCCACAUGAAUCUAAAUGCUGCAGAGGCUGUGUCCUAGCAGAUGUAAAAUUGUGAUGUGAUUUGAACAUCUGUUUCCAAAUGACUGGCUGAAACUGUCCAUAAUUGACCACAAAGAAAUUUUGCCAGCUGACCACUAGCUUAGUAUUCAAACUUCAUUAUUGGUCUUCAUUCAACCGUAAAUAGAAUCAAAUCCUUCUUGACGAGAUCCUCAUUGUGGAUUCUGUUUGGUCCAGAAUCAUUUGUCACUAGUGAAGAGGCUCCCUAGUUUCAUAACUGGAAGUGACUAUUGUUGUGGCUCUUGGCAUUGAACGUUCACCCAGUUUUGUUACUUCGUCUUGGUCUAUAAGAGACAGAAUACAGAACAGCUGAGAACCCCCUUUUUUUUUUAAAGAGCAGGUGAAGAACAAAUUUAGUGGUGAGUUUUUUUUCCUCUCCCUCUGUAUAUUCUUCUCUUGAUUUUUUGCAACAUUGUUCAGUAAAUUUGCCUUUGCAGGAUAUUGACAUCAUAAUUAUGCAUAUUGAAUAGUGCUUGCACCACCUGCUGCUCAGACAACUUUCAUGGCGUCAUGUGGACUCUCUUCAGACUUGUAAGCUGUUUGGUACCUGGAAAGCAAUACUAGCUCUUCCAAUCUGGUAUCUAAUAGCCUCUUUCCUUAAGAGCUCCUCUGCUAGUAAAACUGUACCAGGAGUUCUAUCCAAGGGCAGAUUGACACAGCAUAUUGGGUACACAGGGCUGCCUCCACUUGGAGGUGACCUGUUUAUCUCCUCUCUGGAAACACACAAUUUGCAUUGUAAUGCUUCCCAACUCGAUCAUGCCAUUGGUAGCUGGGCAAAAACAUGAUGAAGCUGGAUCCUCUGGGGCAGAGAGAGAGGAGACAACUUGUGAAGUGCCUCAGGGAAUUUUUAGGACCUGAUUUUAUUUAAUACCUUUAAUUUAUGAAGGUUAACUAUCUUUAUUAAAUACAUGUUGCAGAUUUUUGGGAAGUGUUGCAGACAAGGAGGAUUAAGUCAUACAAGGGACCUAAGGGCAGAGGUUAAGUGGGUUCUGCUGAUUUCACUGAUGCUCUUGGAUAUAAAGUAUGGGGGAGUGCUCUUCCAGGGAGAGGAUCUAUGGUGUGGGCUGAGCUUUCCUGAAGGAGAAAUCCUAAUCCCAAUCAAGUCUGGGAAGAAGGCUUGAAUUGGUUCUUUCAAACAAAACCCCACCCAAACCCAUAAUAAAUUCAAAUCCUGGGAAGGGGGAUAAGUUUGGACUUCAGAGUGUAUGGGCUCUGUUUGUACAGCAGGUUGGGAAAGGUGCCUACUCACAAUGAGACUUAAAUUGUGUUUGGGGUAGGGGAAGCUUCUGGACGUUCAGCUGUUCCACGGUAGCAUUACCUCCAUCCUUCCAACCCCCACCCCUAAGCCAAGCCCAGCGUUCAAGCAGAAGCUUCUCUAGUGGGAAGCCAAACGCAACAAGUAAGGGGGCUGGAUUAUUUUUUAAGGGAAGUUUAAGACUAGUGACCAGACUUUCAAAAAGAGCUCAACAUCCAGAACUUCCCACUGAGAACAGUUGAAGAUUCUUGGUAUCUAAAUGAGGGCUCAGCUUUUAUGAAAAUCUGAAUGUAAAUAUAUAGCUUCUCCCCGUUUUGCUAUUUUGGGAGGAUGGGCGUGGGAAUAUAUCUGUAAGCGCAGGAAAAUAACUCAGUGCUCAGGGAACAGACCUGGGAGAUGAGAUCCAAGUUCUAUUCUUGACUCUUAUGCAGACUGACCGUAACAAGUCACUUCGUCUCUGUGCCUCCAUUCCCCUUUCUCCAUCUGUAAAUAACAAUAACAAUUUUUAUUGCUUUCGCCGAAGCACUCUGAGAUCUUUGGAUUAAGUAGUGCAAGAAGCGCCAAGUAUUUGAAGAGUCCAAAAAUUCCAAGGAGACCAGAUGCUGAUAAAGAGGAGCAGGGGAUUAUUUCUAUUGUACAGCAUUGGUUCUCCACUGUGAUCCAAGAACCACUGGUAGUCUGGAGAAUUGGCAAGUUACAUAGUGUUGGCUCUCAUUUUCAGCUGCUAAAAGAAGCUACAAAUCUUAAAUGGCUGCUUAAUGUUACUCUUCUAUGGAAACAAUUGCUGUGAUUGCCAGUGGAAAGGGAAGUAGCUUAUGUUUUUGUGAAUGGGUGGGAGAAAUGUCCAUAAAACAUGUUAAUGUGCUCCAUGCUAUGACACUUUUGAGAUGCUCUGCUGUAGGGAAAAACCCUGCACUGGCCCUGAGGACAGAAGACCCUUAUGGAAAAGAUCAAUCACCAAUUUCUGUCUUAUAAAUAAAACUAUGGUCCUGAUUCUGACCUUUUCUUCUGGCUUCACAUCAUGCUGGGGUAAAGCAGAAGGAAAGCCAGCUGAACAGACUAUUGCAUUCCCCUAAUCUGUGGCUGGUGUACAGAAGACUUAACAGCUCUACACCAGUCUUUUAUUACUGCGCCAGUAUACUAGGGCUUUCAGCAGGUAAGGAGAUCUGGCCAGAGUGCCUCUGCGCUCUGUCCCCAGCAGCUGAGAACAGCAAAUAGAUCCAAGUUACAUCAGCCGUACUGGCAAAAAGUUUGGGGCCUGGGGGAUGGCCCAAAGAUGGCAUGACUGAAACUCAGUCAGGGGCCCUGGUGUAGAAAGAGUAAGAACUUGUGGGAAGUUGCUUAAGAUAGAUAAACUGGAAGAAAUCACGAGUCUUCCAGGGACUUCUACUCUAAUCUAAAUGGAUUCAAAGGGUGAGUUGCUGUCUGGGCUUAACAGCUCUGCAACAUGUGCAUGGUGGGUGUCUGCAUGUUGUUAGCCCUCUUGUCACUUUGCGUUUCUCCGUAAACAAUACUGGCUGAACACAGACUGUGGACUUUCAAAGAGCCAUCUUUAGGAAGUGUGCAGUUAAAAAUGAAUGGCCUCUUGUCAGACUUGGGACUGGUCACUUCAAACAGAAGCUGAUGCUCCAGUGGGUGAAAGAGAGGUGGGGCCACUCUACACAGAUGCACUCAGUAGGCAGUCACUUCCUGUGGAAUGAAGAAGUGUCUCAUGUAGAACCACUCCUAGUGUUAGAAACAUGACUACAGUAGCAAGAUGGGAGAAAUACCUCCGUUCGUGUUGGUUGAGGAAGGGCACUGUUUUCUGUUGGUAGCAACAUCAUAACAACAGACUUCUGCUGUAGUGUGCAGUAUGUCGUCUCAGCCUGCAUUAUCAGAUACUGAAGCGAGGAGUGGGCAAGAGUACAAGCAUUGCAGAUAUGCUCUGAGCUAUUUUGUGACCUGGACACACAGUCUCAUGUAUCUUGCCAAACUAUCCGUUGCAUUCCCUUACCAAGGAUUCAUGGUGUGAGGCCUUUGGAGAACUACUGUAUCUACUGAAAGGGCUUGUUCUGUGCAGUAGGUAACCCUGCUGCAUGAGCAAUAAUGUUACAUCCUUUUCAGAUGUAAGUGAUUGUGGACAGGGAUGUCUCUUGCUACACUCUGAUUAUAGACAUGUGCGAAUGGAUCCUUGCAGUGGACCGUCACUGCAGUGAGGAGCUGAGUCCGCUACUUGGCAAGCAUCAUGGCAAGUAGUAUCCUACUCAUGUCAGUAGCAGGUGUCUGCUUCUUCUCUGCUUCCAGGGAAAUGUUGCACAAGUGUCCCUGAAAAUGGACAUGUGUAGAUCUCUUGUCUUUCGGGCAGACUCUGUUUGUCCCGUGGUGUAAGACCAGGAGCAACCUUACGAGCUGGGGCCAGAGUUCCCAUGCUGCUGCUGUCUUUUUUCCAGCUUCAUGUGGCCUGCGCGGUCUCCCAUUCACUCCUUACUUUGCUGCA
Messenger RNA from Caretta caretta (loggerhead turtle), 6773 nucleotides. The record is from RefSeq and is a predicted model, not a curated record. NCBI's taxonomy places the organism in Eukaryota, Metazoa, Chordata, Testudines, Cheloniidae.